Molecule: messenger RNA, 1551 nt
Organism: Ilyonectria robusta
Lineage: Eukaryota; Fungi; Ascomycota; Sordariomycetes; Hypocreales; Nectriaceae
Product: cytochrome P450
Exons: 2
Coding region: 1-1551 (516 amino acids)
Molecular function (GO): heme binding; oxidoreductase activity, acting on paired donors, with incorporation or reduction of molecular oxygen; iron ion binding
Source: RefSeq, a predicted model, not a curated record
AUGACAUCUUUGGCAACCUGGGCUGUCACUCUCGCUCUUCUUUUUGUACUGGAGCCGGUGUCUCGAUACAUCUGGGAUCCAAAGAAGCUGCGACGCUUCCCGAACCACAAUGCGCUCUCGGGCUUCACCAAUCUCGGCUACAUCAUCGAACGUUGUCGCGGCUUCCGGUCCAAGAACCUACACAAGAAGCAUGAAAGCAAUCUUGUCGUCCGUACAGGUCCCAACUCUCUAUCCUUCUCUUCUCCGGAUGCAAUCCGUGCCAUCUACGGGCACUCGACUACCUGCGUCAAAGGAGAUAUGUACGCUGCCUCGGCAGGACCCCACGUCAGUCUCCUGGAUGUCGUCAAUAAGGAAGAUCACGCCCGAAAGCGCCGCUAUAUGUCACAUGCCCUUGCCACCCGCAACUUGGAAACUUGGGAAUUCAAGGUCGCAGACAAGGUCGGGAAGCUAUUGCUACAAUUUGACCGCAUCUGUGAACAAAACGGGUCCUCUAACAGCACCACACCUGCAGUCGUCAAUUUUCGUAAGUGGACCAAUUUAUUCACCAUUGAGGCAAUCGUGGACAUUGCUUUGAGUCACAAACUCGGAUGUCUCGAUCGGGGUGAUGACUAUGUGAAGAUCACGACCGUCGACGGGAAAGAGAAGCAAGUUCGGUACAUUGAAUGCCUGCACGGCGGUAAACGGGCAACAUCGACGCUUGUGUGGUCAACUAGAUGGUUCCGUCUUUUACGGGCGGUCCUGACCGCUGUUCCUGGAUGGUUCCGCUUCCAGUGGUCCAUGGGCAGUGAUUUCGAUGCCAUGGUCCAUCAUCUCACGCGGGUACGAGCCGAGCGCCACCGAAACGGCGAGGACUUGGACGACAUCAUACGUUGCGUUAUUGAAGACAAGGACAGCCAGUUUCGCGGAUUGCACAAUGGCGAGAUAGAAGCCGAAGUCAGCGUUUUGCUCGAUGCAGGUUCGGAUACAACCGCUAUCGCACUGACUCACGUUAUGUAUAAUCUCCUCUGCAAUCCGAGGGCUCUUGAUCGCCUGCGAAAAGAGUUGGACGAAUCCUUGCAAGGAGACGACCCAGUUGCCUCCUACGACCAGGUCAAGAACUUGCCGUAUCUGCGAGCUUGUCUUGAUGAGUCGUUGCGUCUGUUGCCUCCGGUCUCAUUUGGCUUGAACCGCAAGACAGGCCCAGCGGGAAUUACCAUUGAUGGCCAAUGGAUUCCUGGAGGCACAACCGUUGCAGUCCCAGCUUAUACAGCACAUCGAAACCCCCAACUGUUUCCUCAACCUGAAUCUUAUUAUCCUGAGCGUUGGUUGGAAGAGAUGGACAAGGACGCAAAAGCGUCAUUCAUUCCCUUCAGCGCUGGAGCUCGGGGAUGCAUUGGCCGCAACAUCACCUACAUUGAGCAGAUGGUGUUUGUCGCUUCAUUGGUCCAGCGCUACGAUUUUGCACUGCCGAGUGCAGAUUGGCAGUUGGAUCAUGAGGAGGCUUUCAACCUCUGGCCAAGGCCCAUGCCCCUUAGCAUCCAGAAAAGACCACUGUCGAAUGAGCAAGGAUGA